Molecule: messenger RNA, 3431 nt
Organism: Oryzias latipes (Japanese medaka)
Lineage: Eukaryota; Metazoa; Chordata; Actinopteri; Beloniformes; Adrianichthyidae
Gene: dpysl3
Product: dihydropyrimidinase like 3
Biological process (GO): actin crosslink formation
Cellular component (GO): cytosol; cytoplasm
Molecular function (GO): hydrolase activity, acting on carbon-nitrogen (but not peptide) bonds, in cyclic amides
Source: RefSeq, a predicted model, not a curated record
CGUGGGGGCUCCACCAUGGCAGAGCGCAGAGGGGACCGGCACCGACCAGAUGACGAGCUGCCGGUUUACCUCGCGCGUCCCGGCGCGGCGGACCAGGCGUCCCGGCAGAAACACGGCGGUCUGUUCUGUAGAGUCCGGGACGCGUUUGAAAGUAAAACCAUAGACUUUGACGCGCUGAGCGUCGGCCAGAGGGGCUCCCGAACCCAGAGGACCGGUCCGGAAGAGAGGAAAAGUCCCGCUGUGGGCAGGCAGGGAGGAAAAGACAUGAGAACCUGCGGAGUCCAGCAGAACAUGGAAGAUGAAAAGAGCGACAGGCUUCUGAUCAAAGGCGGCAGGAUUGUGAACGACGACCAGUCUUUCCAUGCCGAUAUCUACAUGGAAGAUGGCCUCAUUAAGCAGAUUGGAGACAACCUCAUUGUUCCCGGUGGCGUUAAGACCAUCGAGGCGAAUGGGAAAAUGGUGAUCCCAGGUGGCAUUGACAUCCACACACACUUCCAGAUGCCGUACCGUGGAACCACGACUGUGGAUGACUUCGCUCAGGGAUCAAAGGCUGCCCUCGCUGGUGGAACGACCAUGAUCGUGGACCAUGUGAUACCAGAGCCCGGAACCAGCCUGAUGGAGGCUUAUGACCAAUGGAGGCAGUGGGCAGAUGAGAAGGCUUGCUGUGACUACUCUCUCCAUGUAGACAUCACCCACUGGAAUGACAGCGUGAAGCAGGAAGUGGACAGCCUCAUCAAGGACAAAGGAGUGAACUCAUUCCAGGUCUAUAUGGCCUACAAGGACUACUAUCAGCUGAGCAACAGCCAGCUCUACGAGAUUUUCACCUUCCUGGCAGAGAAGGGGGGCAUUGUUCAGGUCCAUGCUGAAAACGGAGAGAUCAUUGCAGAGGAGCAAGCCCGAAUGCUCCAAAUGGGUAUCACAGGACCAGAGGGACACGUUCUGAGCAGGCCAGAAGAGCUGGAGGCCGAGGCUGUGUUUCGGGCUGUCACCAUCGCCAGCCAGACCAACUGUCCUCUUUAUGUGACCCGUGUCAUGAGCAAGAGCGCCGCUGACAUCAUCUCACAAGCACGGAAAAAAGGAAACGUAGUGUUUGGGGAGCCAAUCACAGCCAGUUUGGGGACUGAUGGAACGCAUUACUGGAGCAAGAACUGGGCCAAAGCAGCAGCCUUUGUGACAUCCCCUCCUCUCAGCCCUGACCCCACCACUCCUGACUAUCUGAACACACUGCUGGCUAGCGGAGACCUGAGCGUGACUGGAAGCGCUCACUGCACCUUCAGCGUGGCCCAGAAGGCCAUUGGCAAAGAUGACUUCACUCAGAUCCCUGAAGGUGUUAAUGGUGUGGAGGAAAGGAUGGCUCUCAUCUGGGACAAAGCAGUGACCACAGGUAAAAUGGAUGAAAACAUGUUUGUGGCCAUCACCAGCACCAAUGCCGCCAAGAUCCUGAAUCUGUACCCUCGCAAGGGUCGGAUUGCUGUGGGCUCCGAUGCCGACCUGAUCAUCUGGGACACAGACUCUGUUCGUACAAUCACUGCCAAGACUCACAAUUCGGCUGCUGAAUACAACAUUUUCGAGGGCAUGGAGCUGCGUGGAGCUCCACUGGUAGUGAUCUGCCAGGGCAAGAUUGUUCUGGAAGAUGGAAAACUCCAAGUCACCUCUGGAGCGGGCCGCUUCAUUCCCUGCUCUCCAUUCCCAGACUUUGCCUAUAAGCGGGUCAAAGCCAGAAAGCAGCUGGCGGUUCUGAGGGCAGUGCCCAGAGGAAUGUACGAUGGACCAGUGUCUGAAUUCUCCAUGUCCCGUGGGGGUACUCCCUCUGCCUCGGCACGCACCUCUCCCACCAAACAGCCUGUCAGAAACCUGCACCAGUCUGGAUUUUCUCUAACAGGUAACCCUGCAGCUUGUGGACCCCCCACUCCUGAUGAGGUUCCCAUCAGGCCUGCAGGACGCCGUAUUGUAGUGCCCCCUGGUGGCCGCUCUAACAUCACAUCUCUCAGCUAAACUGCUGGAAGGUGACGGAACGCUCCCAGGCUGCAAGAUUGAGGGUGGGAGGAAGGAAACUUUGAAGGAGAUGCAGGAAAAUGCGUUUAGACUAAAGAUUAAAAAAAAAAAAGCAAAACACUGAAUCCUCAUGCCUUACCUGUCACAAAUGCUACUAUGCUCGGAUGAGAACUGUUUCCAUUUACCUGCGGAGGAAAUUUGUCAAGAUUCACCACCAAAGUCUUACUCUAGCCUUAUUUCUUCUCUAUGCGGAGAAAAAAUAGAAAAUCAUUCACACUAAAACACACUUCCUACAUCAGGAAAAAUACACAUUCUAAAAAAAGUCUAUCUCUUUCUCAAAAGGAAAAUGGAUUCAAUAAUUCUCAGAAAGAAGCUUUUGGUCUUUAAUUCUGUUUGGCUUUUAAUAUGACCCCCCUUGUCAUUUACCUACUUUCUCCAUAGUCAGCGAAACUUUAAACUAGACCCUCAUUAGUCAUGUAUUUUCAUGCAGUACCUUUAGCUAGCUCUAGGUGGCAAUGUACAUAUGAUAGAUGUAAAGUAGCUUUGUGAUUGAUGUGGUUGCAGCAUGUUUGGGUUUACCAGACCAAGUAAAAUAUAUUUGUCAGAUCUUAAGGGGAGGGGGAGGAUAGAAGUCGGACAUGGACCUGCAUGGGCCACAUGAACAUGGGUGACGUGAUCCACGAUCCAUUUAAAUCCACCCCACAACUCUAAGGUCUUUGAUUAAUACCAUUCUCAUGUCAUACAAUAUUGAUUAUUGCUUUUAAAUGAAAAAAAAUACAACACUUUUGCUUAAAAAUGUCUUAUUUUGUAUUUUCUGAAAAUGUAUGUGUUUUAGUUUUUAAAAUCCCUUGUUGCGAUGUAAAAUGAAUAUCGCAGUUUCCCAUCAUUUGAUCUCACUUCUAUUAUACCAGCAACUCUGAAGUGAUCAGACAGAAAAGUGAAAGAAGAUGAAAGCCAGAUAACUUUCCAGCUUCUCGCAGCAUAACAUCCCAGCAAUCCGAUGCUGAGCUUUUCCUUCAGCUGGGUUCUCAACUUAACGCAGUUAUUUCCUAAAGAUGAUACCGUCUAACAAAACAGCCCAUUGUUACCAUUAAAUUCAGCCGAAUACUCUGCUGGGAGAGGGGGGGGGCGUUGUAUCUUUAUUUACUUUUUCCUUUUUUUUUCUCUGCUGUGUCCUGAUAAGGCUAAGGAUUAUAGUGAAGGGAAGCUUUUGUUUGGUUACACAUCCAAAACUGGGAGUAGGCUGUUUUUGUUUGUCAGACUGAGACAGGUACAAGCAGCGGUGUGAUGUAUUUAUGUUUGUUUGACAACCUUUAUUACUGUUUUUAUGUCACUUUUUUUUACUGUUGUAUCAAAACCCACAGAUGGCAGGUCAAAAAAAAAAAACAGGUGUGGAAGAAUGAUUUGUUUCCUGAAUAAACACGAGUUGCAACUGA